CGCUACUCCAGUGGUCCGCCGGAUCAAAUCUUCUCUCUCCGAGACCGUUCCUCUUCUCCGAGAAGCUUCCCGGAACUCCGGUCGCGACCUCCUCCUAUGGACUCGCCGCGGCUCUCCUCUCCGGGCCCUCCUUGUUGUCUGUGCCGGGAAUUAUGAUGAUUGGCUGACUUUGAUAGAAAUUUCGUCAAUGAGGAUUACGUGAUAUGUAAAAUUUGAUGUUUUACCAACAGCUGCAAUUUUUUUCUUUUGAUUUGAAGAUAAUUCUCUGAAUUCACGUUCAUUGUGGCCAAAGAUAUGCUUUGUGAUCUUUCCAUUUUCUUGUAAACCUUGUGAGGAAAGGUAAAGACCUUAAUUAUAUUUACCUUUUCCUGAAUGGUACGGGAAGGCCCAAAGAUUGGGAAAUCUUGAGUAGGAAGGGAUGCCCAUUGUGCAAAUGAGAGUUCUCUGUUAACACUGUUGAACUGAUUUCUUGCUGGAAAUCUUGUUGACUAACCUGAUUGUGGAUCUUUCCUAGAUUACUAAUUAGAUUAACUAACUGAACUUAGCUUCACUGAUUAUGGAUUGAACAGAACUAAAAGCCUCAGUAACCUUUGGACAAUAGUAAAAAGUUCUGGCAUCAAUAACUUUAUCGUCUGUGUUGUUCAUGUUGUAAAAUAUUGAUAUUUCAAAUGGUCCAUUGGUCCAUAGAGUGCAUUGGUCCCACUUUCGAACGGUCAUUGUUAGAAUUUGCAUUAGUUAGUAUCAAUUCUCGGUAGAAGAUGUUAAAUGUAGUUAGAAGUAAGUUUACAUUUUAUGUUUUAUGAGUUUAAAAUGUAACGGAACUAACUUUCUUAAAGUUAGUACUGAUAGCCCUUUAUCUUUAUUCUAUUUACAUUUAAGUCCCAAUUUUGUAACCGCCUUUAUCACUUAUAAAUAGAGACGGGUAGGUUCUUAGGGGAUAUGGUUUUUCAGCAUUCAUUUUCAUUUUGUUGUAUCUUGCGCGGGCUCUAGAGAACUGAGAGAGAGCAUCAGCUCGGUCCUUUGUAUUCUCGAGAGGGAGGCUAUUGUUUAUAGUCUAAGGGUGCGCAAGAGGGAGAGGGAGUGCUGUAAUCUUGAUUGUGCUUCUAGUGGAUUUUGUCUCGGUCACUGAUAGUCUGGAUGUAGGGCAUUUCAUGCCUGAAUCAGGAUAAGUUCUUGCCUCUUUUAUCUUUCUGUUAUUGCUGUGUUUUGUUCUGAUUUCUAUUAUCCUAUUACAGUUUUCUAUUGGGUGAGUGUUGGUUGUGGAAAAGUGAUAGUUUUUGUGUGAAUAAUCAGUCCUAGAUUCAACAGUCAUAUUAUAACGGCCAUAUUCUCUAUCUAUAAAAGGCAACCCUUCCUGCACUUGUGAGAUAGAUAACGAGCAAGCCUUCUCUCAUUCUUUUCUCUGUUUACACUUUGCCUUGCACCUACUGUCUGACUGUUGCUGGGUUCCCACAUUAUAUCUUGCUCUCAAUUUGUUCCCAAAUCGUGUGCACAUUAUAUCUUGCUCUCAAUUUGUUCCCAAAUCAUGUGAGUGCACACGUAUUUGGAAGGGCUCAUUGCAUCCUAGGGGAUAACCACUUUGUCUCUUGCACCGAUUGUGAGCGGUGGAAAUUAUCCUUAAGGUCAGUGACAUCUGUCACGCCUCGAGUCUAAUACACCACCUGUCCACCAAAGUUCAUUAUUCCCAACAAUCUUAAGGAUAAAAUGGACACCUCUUUCCAUAUCGCCGCCGUCAACCGUGCAGUUGUUGAUCCUACCCAAGCCGCUGGCGCUAUCGCAGUUGCUCAUGCCGCUACCUCUACCGGUGUUGCCGCUGCCACCAACCAUGCUAGUGGGUCAUUGUCGCCCACUACCCAUCCUGUGCUUCCUUCCAUUCCACCUAUGCAAUAUGCAAAGCCGUUUCUUGACGCGUCCAAGAUCGAGCUAUUCGAUGGAAACAACUUCAAAAGAUGGCAAGAACAGGUAUAUUCAAUCCUUGAUGUACACGGUGUGGUGUAUGAACUUAGUGAAUCCAAGCCUAAUGAAGCUAGUGUUGAUGCCAAGUUGGUGGAUCAUUGGACAUAUGCAAAUAAGGUAUGUAGGCACAUGAUAAUCAAUACUUUGUCUAAUGAAUUAUUUGAUGUCUAUUGUCCCUAUAAGGAAGUAAAGAAAAUUUGGGAGUUCAUGAAUGUUAAGUAUACAACUAAAGAUGUGGGCAAACAAAAGUUUGUGAUUGGAAAAUUCUAUCGAUGGGAAAUGGUGGAUGACAAGGAGAUCAAAUGUCAAAUCAACGAGUACUACAAGCUCUUGGAAGACUUGAAAGCUGAAAAGAUUGUAUUGCAAGAAGAAUUUGCAGCCGGCCUACUCAUUGAAAAAUUGCUUGAAUCAUGGAACAACUACAAGAACCAACUCAAGCACAAGCACAAACAACUAUCACUCGAAGACCUAGUCAUACACAUCAUCAUUGAAGAAACAAACCGCAAAGAGCUACAAUCUGCGAUGGCAAAGGAGAUGGCACACAAGGCACUUGGUACAAGGUUGGGACAAUUGCUCUUUUGCUGUUGACAGGACUGGCAGUCUUUAUGCUUUUCUUUCUGGCAGCAACUGUCAAUGCAGUUGUAAUUUCUCUCCUCAUGUGUUUAGCAGCAGUAGGGGGUUUCUUGGCUAUUUUCUUUGCGUGUGUG
Molecule: messenger RNA, 2663 nt
Organism: Diospyros lotus (date-plum)
Lineage: Eukaryota; Viridiplantae; Streptophyta; Magnoliopsida; Ericales; Ebenaceae
Exons: 3
Coding region: 1705-2544 (279 amino acids)
Source: RefSeq, a predicted model, not a curated record